Vespa velutina is the source of this 8099-nucleotide messenger RNA. RefSeq names its product frizzled-2 (gene fz). NCBI's taxonomy places the organism in Eukaryota, Metazoa, Arthropoda, Insecta, Hymenoptera, Vespidae. Gene Ontology annotation, biological process: canonical Wnt signaling pathway; non-canonical Wnt signaling pathway. The record is from RefSeq and is a predicted model, not a curated record. Gene Ontology annotation, molecular function: Wnt receptor activity; Wnt-protein binding. Gene Ontology annotation, cellular component: plasma membrane. Bases 3774 to 5510 code for a protein of 578 amino acids. The transcript has 3 exons.
AUUGUUAUUAUUAUUAUUAUUAUUAUUAUUAUUAUUAUUAUUAUUAUUAUUAUUAUUAUUAUUAUUAUUAUUAUUAUUAUUAUUAUUAUUAUUAGCAUCAUUAUCAUUACACAAAUAGCCUGUGGCUGGCCAAUAGCAAUGCGUGCGAUGAUCACGAUGCGUUCGAGAUAUAUUUUCUUUUUCUUUUUCAUUAUCUCAAUCGAUACGUAUCGUAGUAAAAUCCGUAUGAAACCAUGUAAAUAGGGUAUAAUAGUUGGAGAUCAAAAAAUGAUUGUCUUUUUUCCUAAUACAGAGACUCGGUCGUUUCACUGUACGAUCUACGAUCUACGUAUUGAAUAAUCGAGAAAUACGACCGACUCGUAUGUACAAUGUAUGUACAUACGUAUGUAUAUACGCGAAUAUGCGACGCUACCUGAAAAAUGAAAAAGAAAAAACGUUUAAUCGUAUGUAUAUUCGCUCAAUUAGGACGAACACACGAUACGUAUAUAUAUAUAUAUGUAUCAAGGCCGAUCGUUCCUCUUGCUCCGUCUGCACAGUUUUUCUUCGCACUAUAAUACGACGCGAUCUCUCUCUAUUAUAAUUAUAUAACUAAACGCGAGUAUGCUCGUCGUCUUCGAGUAUACUAUACAAAUAAUAUCGUGAAAUUCAUGAUCGAGUACAAAGUACACUACAUUUUCUCUUGCAUGCGAGCAUCUCAAACGUAAAUAAGAAUUUUUAAUCCAGAACCAGGAUUGUCAGUUAGUAAUAUUGUCUUUAAACGGGGAAAAAGAAUUGUCGAGAGUUAUCUUCUUUUUUUAUUAUUUUAUUAUUUUUUUUUAAAUAUUUUUUGCUGAUCGAGGCCUAAAAACGAGUCAAACGAUACGUCAAAACGCAAUGAGAUCUCCGAAUUAACUUAUUCAGUUAUUUACUUCCUGACAACCUGGAUGGAACGAUCGGAUCUCGCAAAUAGUUUCGCUAGAAGGAAAGAUAGGUAGCUAAUUAGAUAUACUUGUGGUUGCGCGAAUAUACGAAUAAAAGAAAAGAAAACGAUCGAGAAAAAAGGAACAAAAGAACGCGCAAUGAAUCACUAGGAAAAUCGCGUUACUGGCAGAUUUUAAAGGGCGUUUUAAAGAUGAUGGGGAAAAAAAGAUAGCAAAAAAAAUGAAAGCUAAAACUUUUCCUGUAUAUUUCCGGGGAAGUCUGUCCAUUUUUUGAACAUUCUCGAAAGUAUUUUAAUGUUUAUUACUACUAUCUUGCGCGUGUUUAUUCGAUGCAACGAGGGAUAAAUUGAGUUUUAAAAAGUGUAUACAGUUUUUCGGAUUCUUCCGUGCGCAUGCGUGUGUGCGAACUAGAUGGUAAGUUUGGUGCUAAUAUGUCGAAUGCGGUAGUUACUUCUUUCCGUUACACAUCCCACCGUGAUAUGCAUUUUUCUAUAUUGAUGCAUCGGCUGCAAAUAUUUUAAGAUAGAGAAAAAGAAAAAAAAAAGAAAAGAAAGCAGCAAGGUAGUACGAUUCCUAAGAAAUUAAAUUUAACGCAAGAACGUACGCGGAUCAAUGGCAUUCACGCGUUAAGUCGAGGAUGUGUAACUACAUCGUUCCACCUUUCCUAACCAUUGAUAUAACAUACAUGGUCGUCUUUCAUCCUCCUCCCUCGUUAAUUUUAUACGCAUCCGAUGUGAACUUUGACGGUCGUUUCGCUCGUAAUCAUAUCAAGACACGAACGUUUGAAUUCCCGAUAAAUGAGCAAAGUAUUAUUGCGAAGAAAGAGAGAAACACAGAGAAAGAGUCUGUAGAAUGUAAAGCGGGACAAUUCAAACUGAAACGAAGACUGAUACGCGCUGGUCGCGUUGUUAAUUAAAAGAUAAAAAAUAGAAAAGAAAAAGAGAGAGAAAAAGAAGCAAGCAAAAUAUCUUCGUAUGAUCUUGACUCGUCCCUCUUUAUAUCAGCUCGUAAUAAAAUAAAAGAAAAUGCUUCCGAUUUAAGCGAACUUUGCCGCCUUUCGUGCCAAUAGAUAUUAUUUUAGCUUUCCGACAGAAGGACUCGUGCUUUUCCCUCCGUACAAAAUGGAUUCGAUAAUCGUCCACGACGAGAGAGUAAUACGAUUCUUCCUCAGGGAGACGUUCCUUCGUUUGAUAAAUCGUCUUCCGAAUGAUUAGAUUAUUCUGUAAAUAUAACGAGAGACCUGUGCGUGUAAUUGAUUACAUCCCCAGAUUAAUAUUUUAUCGAAUAGUCUUCCUUCGAAUAAUUAUACCCCCAACGCUUAUUCGUCCUUAUCGUUACGCAAAACAAUUUAUUAUAGUUUAAAUUAUGCGCUCCAACUUAUUUCGUUCGUUGAUCGAUACGUCAGAAAUAAUCGUCCUUUUAGCUCGUUCCAAAAAAGAAUUUUCUUAAGGGAGGAAGAGGAAAAACUGCCUCGCACGACGUAUUUCAAUCUUCCGUAAAUGAAUUUUAAGUGUUAUUAAUUGUAAGAAUGUAAGGCUGAUCCUCUCCUACACGGAGUAUCGACGAUUCGAGAUGAGAGUAUUUCGAGGAGAUAAAUUAUUUAUUUGUUUACGAUAAAUCGAGAAAGAGAGAGAGAGAAAGAGAGAGAGAGAGAGAGAGAGAGAGAGAGAGAGAGAGAGAGAGAGAGAGAGAAAAAACUCGCUCUUGAUUUUGAAUGGAUUUUAACCGACUCGGAGGACUAUCGGUGCAAAAUCCAACGAUGACUUCGAAGAGUCAUCCAAGCGCACGAGCUUCGUCAGCGAGUAUCCGUGUAAUUAAACAUAGAAGACGAUAUAUCCGUGAGAUACAUUGAAAGAAAUAGUAAAUAAUAUUAUAUAACGGUAUCGUACGGAUAAAUCGCUAAAUGUUUUCUUUCUAUGGAUACUCACCGUACGAUGUGAUAUAAUAUUGCGAUAGACAAACGUAAUACUUAUCGAUUGCGCUGAUCAUUAGCAGUAACUAACGUUACGACUAACGACUACAAGCGUAUUGUGCAUUAUGUGUCGGGAAAGAAAUAAAAUCAAAAUGAACCGAUCGAUUUUACUAAUCUAAUCAAUAAUUCUCUAACUGAUACAAUCAAUACCAGCCAAUCCUAAACUCCCGUUCUAAUUAAUAAAAGAAGUAUUUUCGUUUUUAAUUUGGGAUAAAUUUCCUUUAUUAAUAAAUCAUAAAAAAGAAAACAAACAACGAUCUGUUCUUUGUUUGAGAAUCAUUCAUUGUACGUUGCGCCCUCUAAGGUUACGUAAGCCGUAAGAGAAUUAAAUUUAAUUCUUAAACUUGUAUAGAAAAUCAAUUGUAGGUUCCUUCACCACGUGACAGUAAACGUCAUCAUAGUUGUUCUAAAUUUCAAUCGAAACGUAUCGUAAAUCAGAUAUCUCUAUUUGAAAUGAAAUCCGAAUCGACGAAACCUCGAAAGGGUUGACAAGGGUGAGUACCGAAAGAUAUCAAAUAACAUCGAAACUUGUAAAUUCUACCGAAAGAGGGACGGCGAAACAGGACGAAGAAAAGAUAGGUUAAUAGUAUAUUCCCUCUAAAGCAAUCAUUGCGUCGAAUCCGUUCUGUUUACUAGCGCAAGCACUGUUGUCUCCUGGUGCGGUAGCGUCGGAAGAUACACGAAGGACAAAUCACGUCGAAAGUUGGUGAUCGAUCUUCGUAAACCUUCAGAUUUCUUCGAGUAUUACCGGACACUAUCUUUAUCCGGCUUUAUCGUGAUGCAACCUCGAAUCCCCGUGCAUUACGUCGUGUGAGGUGGACGGAUACCGAAAAAAAAUUGUAUAAACAGGAGACGACUCGCGUCAUUCGAACUAUUUCGUAAUGUCGGUCUCGUUUUUCAUUUUCCUCAACACGAUCUUCGUUGUCCUUUGGAUGGGCGUGAUCAACGUAUCAGCUUUGCAUACGAAGGAUCCUCUCGCUCAUCAUGGUAGAUGCGAACCAAUUACGAUAAAUCUUUGCAUGAAUAUACCGUACAACGAAACUAUAAUGCCCAAUUUGAUGAACCAUCAGAAACAAGAAGAAGCUGGCUACGAGGUUCAUCAAUUUGCGCCUCUCGUCAAGGUUAAAUGCAGCCCUGAUCUACGUUUCUUUCUCUGUUCCGUUUAUGCACCAGUUUGCACUAUCAUCGAGAAGGCAAUACCACCGUGCAGAUCUUUGUGUGAAAGUGCUCGUGCCGGUUGUGAAGAUUUGAUGAAUAGUUUUGGUUUUAAUUGGCCGGAUAACCUUGAUUGUUCUAAAUUGCCUGAAAAUGGGAAAGAACUUUGUGUUGGUACUAAUGAAACAACACCAGUGGAACCAUCGGCACCUGUAUAUUCUCCACCACGCAUGCCAGUUGCAGAGUUUCAGCCACCUUGGAACAGUGGUGGGGCCACGUCUUACAACGGUAAUGGCUUUGCGCUCGGUGCCAGAGACUUUGGAUUCGUUUGUCCCCUGCAAUUCAAGGUUCCACAUGGACUGGGUUAUUCUCUCAAAGUAGGGGAUAAAAUAGAACCUAAUUGUGGUGCACCCUGCGAUGGUAUGUUCUUUACAGAAAGAGAACGUAAUUUCUCCAGAGUCUGGGUCGGUACCUGGGCAUCUCUCUGUGCUGCAUCAUGUUUUUUUACGUUCCUGACCUUUCUCAUCGACACUGAUAGAUUUAGAUAUCCAGAGAGACCCAUUAUUUUUCUAUCGGUAUGCUAUCUCAUGGUAGCACUGACAUAUGUGAUAGGAUGGGCAGCUGGUAAUUCUAUUGCAUGUAGAGAGCCCUUUCCUCCGCCUUUAGACAUGCGUAUUCAGAUGGUAUCUACAAUAACGCAAGGAACUAAGCACGAAUUAUGUACUGUGCUUUUUAUGGUGCUUUACUUUUUUGGUAUGGCAUCGAGUAUAUGGUGGGUUAUACUUACAUUGACGUGGUUUCUGGCAGCUGGUUUAAAAUGGGGACACGAAGCUAUAGAAGCACAUUCGCAGUAUUUUCAUUUAGCUGCUUGGGCAGCACCAGCAAUAAAGACCGUAACAGUCCUUGCAAUGGGAAAAGUAGAAGGAGAUAUAUUAUCUGGUGUUUGCUACGUGGGUUUGUGGAACGUUGAUGCAUUAAGAGGAUUUGUGCUAGCUCCUCUUUGCGUUUACUUAGUUCUUGGAACGGCCUUUCUUUUCGCCGGUUUUGUUUCUCUCUUUCGCAUACGCACCGUUAUGAAGCACGAUGGUACAAAGACCGAUAAGUUAGAGAAGUUAAUGAUCCGCAUCGGUAUUUUUUCCGUAUUAUAUACCGUACCAGCGCUCAUAGUGAUCGCUUGUCUUUUCUACGAGCAAGCGUAUUUCGAUCAAUGGAUGUUAACUUGGAACAUGGAGAUGUGUUCGCGACCUGGGUUGCAAUCGCUUUACUCGAUGCCUUGUCCUGUUGGUGAACGUACUCGUGAUCUUGGCCGGCGGCCAGAAUUCGAAGUCUUUAUGAUAAAAUAUUUGAUGGCAAUGAUAGUUGGCAUAACUAGUAGCUUUUGGGUAUGGUCUAGUAAAACUCUCAGUAGUUGGAGACAAUUCUUUAACCAUCUUCAGGGUCGUCGUACAGAAGCGUACGUUUGAAAUUAAUUGCGUUUAAAUAUAAAAGGAAGAAGAAUGACUUUUGUCAAUGCUUUUUACUAUCAUUGACAAAUUAUAAUGCUUAGGGCAAAAAGAUGGAGAGAGAAAUAAUAUUCGGUGAUAGUUCGCUCGAAUGAUUUCGAUUUUGUAACACAUUGUACGAGAAAACACUUCCAAAAUAUUUCAGGUAUUAUUUCCAUUAUAAUAUAUAUAAUCCAAUAUAACUUAAACUUAUUUGAUUUCUGAACAAUGUAUAAAAUAUGCUUAAUGCAUUGCUUACUUCCAAAGAAGAUAAAGCACGCUUGAACUCGUCAAUGUGUUGAGACUGUCACCGAUGUAGAAUUAAAAGGUUCUACAUUUUUAGAAGUUUAAUGUGCCAAACAAGUGUUAUAUUUUUAUAAACGAUACAUGUCCUCUGAAUGUCCAUAAGCCUUUUAUCUAUUUUAAUUGCAUGACACGUAUGUAAGAUAUAACGACUGAUAGUUUAUCAAUUUGAAAGUAUUAUUAUGCGAUAUCUGCUUUAAACUCUUUAUAGAUAUAUUAAUAGUACUUUUGGUAUAAACAAAUCAUUUAUUGCUCAAUUUUAUAAUUAAAAAUUAUAAGAGAUUUUCGUCAUUUAAGCAAAGCUAAGUGACUAGGUAGUAUAAAUCAUUUAUCAUAUCGGCUAUUUCACUUUAAUUAAGGAAGAACUGACAGUAAUAUGCUUAAUAAAGGAGCGUGUUUUUCGAAUAUUUUAAGAAACUGCCUAGAAAUAAUAAUACUCAAAAAAAGACUUCAAGGACUGUUGAACAUUAGAAUUUUAUUUUUUUUAUUUUUUCUAUAUAUAUAUAUGAAGAUGGCAAUCUUAAUAAUCAGGUACGAAUAAUUAUCGUGAUCAAAAGUAAUCCUAUGCGUAGUUCGAAUUAAAAUGUUUACUUAUAGGAAUAAUUGUAACUUCGAAUUAAUUGUAUAUAGUUAUAGCUCUUACUUUUAUCCUUAUGUAUGUAUCGUAAUAUGUAUAAUUUUUAAGUAAUUGUGUACAUAUAUGUAUACACAUACAAAAUAGGCAUACGCCAAAUCUCUUGGCACCUUUGUAUGUUUCCUAUACUAAAUCAAAUAGCGGUGAUAAGUUAAAGAGAACCGCACAAAUUUAUGAAAUGUAGUUAUUUUCAUCGAAAAGCAUCGAUUUCUUUUUCUAUGGUAUAUAAAGGAAGUUUGUUAGAAAGAAUAUUUAUUAACCAAAUAAUUUUGCGAUAAUAUUUCACAAUGAUGAAAUGUACUUCGUAAAACGAAUUUUGCUUGAUAUCAAGAUCAUUCUUGAGAAUCAAGUUUAAUCACAAUGUUCCAAACUGUACUAAUUCGUCCAUUGAAAACUGCCGAACUCUUACGUAUGUACGUUACGCAAGUUCUAUUCUCACGCUGAUAAUAUGUAUGACUUGCAAAGAGAGAAUCGCAUGUUUGCUUGCUGUUAGAGUAUUAAGUAUUGUACGUAAAAUACGCGUAAAGUGCAGGAUUAUUAUACUGCUAAAUAUAUUAUAUACUUUAUUUGAUAGUGAAUGAGAUGGAUGUAUACAAACAAUUAUAUAUAUAUAUACUAUAUAUAUAUAUAUAUAUAUACAUAUAUAUAUAUACAUAUAUAUAUAUAUACAUAUAUAUAUACAUAUAUACAUAUAUAUAUAUACAUAUAUAUAUAUAUAUAUACAUAUAUAUAUUUAAUAUACGAUAAAUUUUUAUACGGAUAUAAAUUUAUAACAUCCAUUUACACUCUUAAAUAUGCGCGAUAUUUAUUCGCACAGGUACAAAAAUUUAUUUCGUUCUUACUUGAACGAGAACCACGUGUCGCAUGCAUAUUAUACAAUACUCAUGGAAGUUUUAAUUUUAUAUGUCGAACUUAAUAAAGCUGCCGAUACUUAUGUAUAAACAUCGUAGAAACUAUUAUUCCUUUUAAUUUUUAUAUCGGUUAAACUUUAAGUGAAAAUUUAUCCUGUUUUUUUCGGCACUGGUCGCUUUAAAAUGCCCUUUUUUCGUAAGUAUAAUACGAGCCAUGGCGUUAUAGCGCAAGUAAUAGAUAAUCGUAUUGGCGCUAACAUUUUGUGAAUUGUAUAUGCCAAUAAAAAUCCAGAUGAGUCGUUCAAAAUUUUCAUAACUUUUUCGUUCUCGGUAUUAUAAACUGUUUCAAUAUAAGGCAUUAGAUCUAUUCCACUGAAAAAAAGAUAACGGUUAAUAUUUUUAACGUUGAAUAUUUUCUAUAUAUUCAGACAAUAUAUUUUGUAUAUUAAAUCUGAUAUGUAAUGAAUAUCAUUUUGUAUUUAUGUAUAUAUGUAUACAUUGUAUGUAUUAAUUAUUUGACAAACCUAAUAACAGCCGUAUAAAAGAAGCCAAGUGACAUUAGCGAAAUGGUGACGUGAAAUACAAAAACAACUUUCCCAUAAUCUUUUACGAUCAUUUUAAAUCUUUCUCUUUUAGUCGCUAUUAUUUUCUUUUUUAUCUUAUCUUCCGAAUUAGUAGUAUUCAGCGGUGUUGAAGCAUUUGUUGAGUAUCUCAUAAGAUCAAUAUAAAUUGGAUGUAACAAUUUAUUGUGGAGUGUACUCAUUAAAAUGGCUUCGUUCAUGA